Molecule: messenger RNA, 954 nt
Organism: Aedes aegypti (yellow fever mosquito)
Lineage: Eukaryota; Metazoa; Arthropoda; Insecta; Diptera; Culicidae
Product: PRKR-interacting protein 1 homolog
Exons: 2
Coding region: 9-911 (300 amino acids)
Biological process (GO): negative regulation of protein kinase activity
Cellular component (GO): nucleolus
Molecular function (GO): protein kinase inhibitor activity; double-stranded RNA binding; protein kinase binding
Source: RefSeq, a predicted model, not a curated record
UUACGGAAAUGUCACUUUCGUCAUCAAAACAAACCAAAUCCAUUUCAUACGUAGUUUGGGACUUACAAAUUUUCCCGUAUUUCCUAAAAUUUGUUGAUUUUGGUGAGUCUUUUAGUGUAUUAUUGAUAUUCCUUGCCGCAAUGGACAUCCGGAAUGAAGUUAAAAUCAAUGACAAAGAUUUCGAGAAAAAGAAAUUCGUCGUCCGCAAUGCAGCUGACGUUCAGCGGGCAAAGUUGGAAAAGCUAAUGAAAAAUCCGGAAAAACCGGUCAUCAUCCCAGAGUCCCCCAGAGAGCGUGAUUUCUCGAACGCCAUUCCGUCAUUCGUACGGAAUGUGAUGGGUUCCAGUGCCGGCGCUGGAUCUGGCGAGUUCCACGUUUACCGGCAUCUACGGCGGAAGGAAUAUGCCCGCCAGAAGCACAUUCAGGAGAAAAGCCGUUCGGAACAGUUGGAUGACGAGUUCCAGCAGAAGCUUGAGCAAAACAAACAGGAUGCAGAGGAUAGAACCGCCAAAAAGCGAGCCAAACGCCAGAAAAAGAAAGCGAAGCAAAAGGCCAACCGAGGGAAGAAGCCCCGGAAGGAGGAAGAGUCGGACAAAAGUGAAAGUGACGAGGAAGACGAUGAAGCAGAAGGGGAAGACGGUGAAGAACAUGGUAAAAUCCAGGAAAGUGAGACAGCUCAGGAUGAAUGUAAGGAUCUCAAAGGUAAUGACGAAGCGAAAGAAGCUGCCCUCGACAAUCCCGUAGAAGCAACAGCUGAUCAGACGGCAUCAGAGCUGAAAGAUCAAGAGACAUCCAGUUCUACCGAUGGGAAAGAUGAUGCCAAAACCGAAGAUACUCAAGAGGCUCAACGUGAUGAAUGUAAAACCUUGGAAGAUGAUGGGGACGAUUCUAAGUCUCAAGAUGAUGAAUAAAACUAGCAUUUAGGUCAAUAAAAAAGUUAUUUGGUGUAUUUUA